AUGUCUGCCUCGUGUUCGGCGCUGAGACGGUUGACCCACAGGUCUCCCCGCACUAUCCAAUUCCAGUCCCGCAUCCUCUCUUCCUCUAGGCUGGGUGCUUCUCUCGAAUCUCGCACUUCCUGGUCAUCCACGCUCAAUUCGACUCCCCGUGUAUCUCGGUUCUCAACCAUGUCGCCUCUUCAGCAUGCUGCUCCUGCCGCUCCGACUGACAAGCCCUAUGAUCCGGAGAUCAAGGAUAUGGCCGAUUAUAUCCACCACUACAAGGUGGAUUCGGAUCUGGCGUAUGACACGGCCCGUCUAGUUUUCCUCGACACCCUGGGCUGUGGUCUGGAGGCCCUCAAGUUCAAGGAAUGCACCAAAUUGCUGGGCCCCACGGUGGAAGGCACUGUGGUCCCUAAUGGCACUCGUGUGCCCGGUACUCCCUAUCAGCUUGAUCCCAUCAACGGAGCUUUUAACAUCGGUGCGAUGAUCCGUUGGCUCGACUACAAUGACUGCUGGCUGGCUGCGGAAUGGGGUCAUCCCUCCGAUAACCUCGGUGGUAUCCUCGCCGUUGCCGACUGGAUCUCUCGCACUAACCGUGCCGGAGGCAACAUUGCUGGCGGCAAGAUCUUCACGGUGAAGGAUGUCCUGGAGGCUAUGAUCAAGGCCCAUGAAAUCCAGGGUGUCUUGGCGUUGGAGAACUCAUACAACAAGGUUGGCCUGGACCAUGUAGUGCUCGUCAAGGUCGCCACCACCGCCGUCGUCUCUAAGAUGCUCGGCCUGAGUGAGAAACAGACCGCUGAUGCCAUCACCCAAGCCUGGGUGGACGGGCAGAGUCUGAGAACUUACCGACAUACACCCAACACCAUGUCCCGGAAGUCCUGGGCCGCAGGUGAUGCCUGCCAGCGUGCCGUCAAUCUUGCCCUGAAGGUGCAGAAGGGCGAGACCGGACUGCACACUGUUCUCUCGGCCCCUGUCUGGGGUUUCUACGAUGUCCUGUUCAAGGGCAACAAGUUCCAGUUCCAGCGUCCUUAUGGCAGCUACGUUAUGGAGAACGUUCUCUUCAAGGUGUCUUAUCCCGCCGAAUUCCACUCGCAGACUGCGAUUGAGGCCGCCCAGAUCAUCAACAAGAAGCUUGCGGCCCUGGGCAAGAGCGCCAAGGAUAUUAAGGAGGUCACCAACCGCACCCACGAGGCCUGCAUCCGCAUCAUUGACAAGCAGUUCAAAGCGAUGGACAACUUCGCCGACCGUGACCAUUGCGUUCAGUACAUGGUGGCCACCAUGUUGGCCUUCAACCGGUUGACUGCCAAUGACUACACCGAUGGCUCGGAGGCUGCCACCUCUCCCCUUGUGGAAACCCUUCGCCAGCGUAUCCGCUGUGUUGAGGAUCCCAAGUACACCACGGAUUACCAUGACCCGUCCAAGCGCACCAUCCCCAACGCGCUAACGGUCACUCUGAACGACGGAACAGUGCUCGAGGAGGUCGCUGUGGAAGCUCCUCUGGGCCACCGCCUGCGCCGUGAGGAGGCCAAGCCGGAGAUUCUGGCCAAAUACAAGCGCCACCUGCAGGCGCAUUUCGACCAGGCGCGCAUUGAUCAGCUGCUUGAGGUGGGUCAGAACCAGUCGGCCCUUGAGAGCUACGAGGUGGACAAGUAUGUCGACCUGUACGUGACCGACAAGAUCGCUACUGCUUAA
This is a messenger RNA of Aspergillus tanneri, 1674 nucleotides long. RefSeq names its product putative 2-methylcitrate dehydratase (gene PDH1). The record is from RefSeq and is a predicted model, not a curated record. Gene Ontology annotation, molecular function: 2 iron, 2 sulfur cluster binding; 2-methylcitrate dehydratase activity. Bases 1 to 1674 code for a protein of 557 amino acids. Lineage: Eukaryota; Fungi; Ascomycota; Eurotiomycetes; Eurotiales; Aspergillaceae. The transcript has 4 exons. Gene Ontology annotation, cellular component: mitochondrion.